This is a messenger RNA of Oikopleura dioica, 1344 nucleotides long. Lineage: Eukaryota; Metazoa; Chordata; Appendicularia; Copelata; Oikopleuridae. The record is from the annotation of a GenBank genome assembly.
AUGAAAUUAUUUAUUUUUUGUCUAUUCCGCAAAAACUUGGCACAACUCGUUCACCAGUGUGAGAUAGCAGAUUUAGGAGAGAAUCAGAAUAAUGGAACAUACGAGUGCGAUCAUUUCACGUGCGAGCUCAAAUGUCCACAUGGGUUUUACCCGAAUGGCGGAACAGGCCACUCGACCUGCGUCCCUCGCCCAGGAGGCUGGGGCUGGUCCCGUCGAAUCGGAAAGUGCUCGACUUGUUCUGACUUAGCUCUCCCCGACGAGCUACAGUCCUCAUGCGUCACUACCAAUAACGGGCAACGAGUCUGUAAUGUCUCAUGCAAAAACAAGCAAGCAAUAAAACCGCGAAACAACGACAAGACGAUCGUCGCGUGUAAAUGCAAUGUCGGUCGGCGCAGCGGCUGCCACUGGGUCAGCCCGGGGAACGUCAUCGUCGACGACAGGGAAAGAGACGAGCAGAAUUUUAUUGGCAAUUGGUAUUGCAACAAUUUACCGCUGAUGGACGAUCUCCAAGACUCGAACAUAAAGUCGGAAGAGAAUGAAGAUGGACAUCCUGUUUUUAGGAUUCCUCCGAAUUUGAAAUGCCCGAGCUCGAAUCCAGAAAUAGGCGAAAUUGACAGAAUCUACGGAGGUGUAUCGGCGAUUCCUCACUCAUGGCCUUGGAUGGCUUCUCUUUGGUUUGGAAGAUUCGGAUGUGGAGGAACAAUAAUUGGCGACAAAACAGUAUUAACAGCAGCCCACUGUUGUGAUGGAUACAAACGAAAACUCAAGAAAAUCCGGGUCAAGUCAGGAGACCACAAAUACUUCGAACACGACACCGGGGAAGAAGAACAUCGCGUUAAACGAGUUUUUGUUCAUCCAGGAUAUUCGAGACGAACCAUGCAAAAUGACAUUUGCAUCUUGGCCGUGGAGGACAUGGGUCUUGAUCGAAAACCGACUGCCGAUCGAGCUUGUCUUCCUGAGCCUGGUUGGCUUCCGGCUGCAGGAACUCGCUGUUGGGCGGCUGGCUGGGGAGUGACCGAGAAGGGCACCUUUCCGACGGAUUUGCAGGAAGUCGACCUGGAUAUUCUAACAAAUGAAGAAUGCGCAAACGGCGGAAAUCAUGGGAAGAUAGAUGAAAAGACCAUGUUUUGCGCUGGUGGAGAAGGAGGUAAGGAUGGCUGCCAAGGAGACUCUGGUGGACCCCUAAUCUGCAAAGAUGAAACUGGGAAGAUCCCGAUCAUCACCGGCGUCACAUCCUGGGGAUUGGCAUGCGGCGUUGCCGAAACCCCCGGUGUCUGGACAAAAGUCAGCUCAUAUCUUGACUGGAUAGGCAAAGUUCAAAAUUUCGUCGAUCGUGCGCUGUAA